Molecule: messenger RNA, 5792 nt
Organism: Grus americana (Whooping crane)
Lineage: Eukaryota; Metazoa; Chordata; Aves; Gruiformes; Gruidae
Product: cytokine receptor common subunit beta-like
Exons: 12
Coding region: 1635-4202 (855 amino acids)
Biological process (GO): immunoglobulin mediated immune response; cytokine-mediated signaling pathway
Cellular component (GO): external side of plasma membrane
Molecular function (GO): cytokine receptor activity; protein binding
Source: RefSeq, a predicted model, not a curated record
UGUGCUGUGCUGGAUAAAAGUCUAAAGGGAAAUUGGCCACGACUUGGAAUCCCGGGGACCAGCAGUCAGGCUCUCAGAAAGCACGGCCACCUCUUUCUGUCAUUGGGUUAAAGUAAAAGUUGUGUCUGCUUCUGAGGCCUCUUCUAGGAAGGGAGGAAUGAAUAAUGUGUGCUAGUGGAGUUUAUCACCUUUACAAUUAUUUUCCCAUAAUUUUGUUGUGGGAUCAUAGAUAUGAAGAUGGGGCAUAUAGGUUGCUAUGAAUGGAGACGAUGGUGUUAGAACAUGUGUGAGCCUGAGUGUUGUCUGUAAACCUAAAAAGGAGGAGACAUUCCCCAUGUUAUUUUGCCCAUUUAGGAGCAUCACUGAGAGUAUGGUUUGGAUCACUUCUGAGAAACAUGUAUAGACUGUGUGUUUGUGAGAUAGAGAAGACUGGUAAAUUCAUCUGUGCUAUCACUUUUCCUCCCAGAGAUACUGGUCUGCUUAUGACAGUAUCUCUCUGUUACAUCUGUUUCCUUAUGAAAAGGGAACAGAAUCACCAGACUGGAUCAAUUGUGAGGAUAAGAAAGGACAGAGAGGGAGGAAUAGUCAAGGGAAAGUGGAAGACAAAGAUGGAAAGCUGACAAGAAAAUGAAUUAGAGUCUGGGGAUAGAGGAAGGAAAGGAAAGAGAAAGAGCUCUUUAUUUUGUUGUAAAGAGAGAAUUAAUAGACCUAAAAGCAGCUGAAAUCAGUGGAAGGUCUUUGGAACAGGACCUUGAAGCUAAUACUUCUGGGAAAAGAUGAUAUAAAAUUACUUGGACCUUUGGAGGAUUUUCUGGAACGUUGUCACAUGAUGGAGUGUCUGGAUCACACAGGAAACCUGACUGAAGUGAACUAAUCAGACAAGGAGGUAUUGAGUGCGGACAGUCACACUGCUGAAAUCAAAAUGGCCAAUGAUUAAACAACGUCAGCUCAUAGGUGAAGAAUAGUUGACUAAAUCCCAAACUGUAAGAUAAUGCUGGCAAGUAGAUAGAAAUAUCUUCAGGACUUCACAACCGUUGGGCUGACUCUUUUGUUUAAGGGUACGCACAUGUGUGGUGACCCCCACCCAUACUUCAUGAAUAUCCCUGGUUUCCUUGCUAAUACUCAACCUUUAAAAAUAGCAAUGGUGCUGAAUAAUGCUUGCUGACAUGUAGUUGACUAGGAGACUCCAUCCUAUCCUGGAAGACAGUAUUUGGCCUUAGAUAUUCACAACUUAAUAUUUCUCAUCUGAAUUGGAACAAUAUUAUAAUGGGCAUGAAGCCAUAAGCACAAACAAAAGUCCAGAGGGUACAAAAAGAAGCAACACGUCUCUCCAGCAGCUUAGGCUACUGCAAGCACACAAAGCUUAUCCUCUCCUGUCUAGUUUAAAAUAUUUUUUCUAAUUUUCAUGAUGGUCCUUGGCCUGGAGAAAGGCUAUCUAAAAGGAUGAUUAACAUUCUGGAUGAAAUCUUUAAUGAAUACAUAAGGUCCUUUGUCAGAACAGAACUACUAAGGAUACAAAAGCACAGUUUGGUUGGAGAAAUUUUUUUUGUAAGUGUCUUCCUGGGACUGCAAAAUGAAUGUCUUCAAGAAGCUGAGGACCAUCAGAAACUUUACUGCCUUUCACUCUGAGUAAAAUGGAGAACAAUGAGAUGUUUUGCAAGCGCCAGACAGAAAAUGACUCCUAUGUGCAAUGGGUUUGUCGCAACACUACAAUCAAUUUUGGAAUAGGGGUAGAUGAUAUUUACAGCUUCAAGCCUAACAAGAUGCUUCAAGCAGAACUAAAUGUUGAUCUUUUCCAAAAUGUUCAGACCCUCCCACCUCAAAACCUCUCAGCCACCUUGAUGAGAUCAGGAGACUUCUUGCUGACCUGGAAAGUAGCUGAUGGAAGCCAAGCGCUGGGCAACGCACUGGAGUAUGAAGUCACUUACAAGCGGGAUUGGGAGUCCUGGGAGAACGCUGCCUCGCUCUUGCUCUCCGACACCACACGUUGCCAUCUCAGCCACGAGGACCUUGUCCCGGGGAGCAGCUACGUUGCCCGUGUGCGAGCCAGACCGGGGCGGGCCAGUGGCUCCUCUGGGCAGUACAGCAAGUGGAGCACGGAGGUGUCAUGGGAGACCCCUGAAGGUGGCCUUCAUCCCAGGAACCUUCGCUGCCUCUUCAAUGGUGCAGACCGUCUGACGUGCAGCUGGGAAGUGAAGAAAGCGAUCAUCACCUCUGUCCUCUUUGGCUUGUUCUUCAGGGCCACUCCAGCAUCAGCAGAAGAGGAGUGCUCUCCUGUGCAUGAGAAGGCUUUGCCCCAUGUCCCGUAUGUGCUCCAGAGUUGUGAGAUCCCUGUUAGCAACUACAGCAGUCAGAGCCAGUACCAUGUGUCUGUCCGGGCCAAGACAGAGGAGAAACUGAUUGAACCCUACAAGAACAUUAAGGUGCUGCCGCCUGCAAAUGUGUCAGUAACAGCGACAGAGAACCAAGAGUAUGAACUGUGGUGGAUAAAACACACUUUUGGAUAUAGCUUCAUAAAACAGAGAUACCAAGUCGAGUACUGGGAAAAGAACCAAUACGAAAAGACUGUCCAGAAGUUAAACAUCAGCAAUGAUGAACCUCCCUUCAUCCUCACCCUGCAGAUGCUGGCAUCAUCUACAGAGUACAGGGGGAAAAUGCGUGCAAGGGUGAAUACGCCUGUGGAUUACAAGGGGCCUUGGAGUGAAUGGAGUGAGGAGUUUGCCUGGACAACUGGGAAUGUUCUGCCACCAGUGGUGCUGCCGGUGAUGCUGCCAGCCCUCCUCAUCACUUUGCUGGUAGUUGCUUAUUGCAGCUCUAAGUAUUUCCUCAGAAAGAAGAAAAUGUGGGAGGAAAAGAUUCCGAACCCCAGCAAGAGUCUCCUGAUCCAGAGCUACCAGGGGAAAGUACAUUUAGGAAACUGGCCAACAAGUAGCCAGCUGGACUUCAACAAAUACAGCCUUUCAGAGAAGAUGGAGCAGGCUAGCUUCCUUCAAGUUGUGGGCAGGCAGUCAAAGACUUUGGCAGAGUCCCCUGAAGGGCAAGCAAAAAAGACAGAUAUUUCCCAUGUUGCACAGGACCUACAGAACUCAUACCAUACUUUAAAUGAGCCACAGCAUGUCCCAGUUGUCUGCUCAAGUCAGAUUGCUGGUCAUUCCUUUCCUGUUUCAAGGAGAAACAGUGCUGAUGCACGUAUUGCUUCCCAGACAGCAAUCCCUUGCUUUGCUUUCAAUGGUCCGUACUUGUACAGCCCAGUGAUGUCCUCCCAGCCUGAUAUGCGUCAGACCCUGGAAGUGGACCCAGUGGGAGUCCGUGAGAAAUCAGGUUCCCUUCAGUAUGUGACCCUCCCAAAGGAAGACUGUUCCCAGGCUCCACACAGGCAAGAACAGCCAGGAGUAGGUCCUCCACAGCCCUUCCUGCUCCCCGAUCAGAAGGAAAUGAUGCAGCACCACAACAAUGAGAAACAAGUCUCACCGGCCCCACCAGCCUGGGGGGAAGGCAUGAAUGUGAGAACAGAAGAGCAGAAAUCUCCAAAGGCUUUUAGCUGUAUCGCAUCUCCUCAGCAGCGCCCCUUGGAGUACAUCACCCCAGAGAGCCUGUUACUGCCGUCAGCCAGCGACUCCAGCCCUCCGCCACCGGUCACUGCUGGGGAGUUACCUCGUGAUUCACAGGAGCCCCAGCCCUGCAGUGACCACUCUUGCCAUGAGUUUUCUCCUGGGAAAACUGGUGUCACGGUCCCAGUUUCAGGUCAAGCACCAACCUCUUCUCCUGAAUUGUGUCUGGAUACAUUUGGAGACUAUCUUACUGUCCCUUUAGGUCUCCAUGGACAUUCAGAACCCACAAAGAUUUCUUUGCCUGUCUUACAGAAGGGAAAUGAUCUUCCUAGAAAGCAGCCUUUGUCAGAGGGUGACUUGGUGGUGUUAAACCCUGACAGCACUGAGCCAGUUUUCCUUUGCCAGGUUGGUGACUAUUGCUUCCACAGCCUAAAAUCCAGUGUGAAGAUGGAUAUUAGUCAGGAAGACCACCAAGUCAAGAAACCUUCUGAAGGCAAGACAACACCUGGAAAGCCUGUAUCUGAUGAUGAAUCCAUCACUGGCAAGGAAAAGGAUGUAUCAAAAAUGCAGGCUAUUCAGCUUUUCAAAAACCUGAAAUCAGAUGAUUACUUUUCCUGGCAGCAAUCUUUGAGGAUCACAGAAAUCUGUUAAAUGGGCAAAUUUUAAUGAAUACCAAAGCUACAGGUAACUGAAAGAGGUUGCAACUGUCUGAUGAAAAUGAACCCUCAAACCUAGGAACAAAUAAACACCAGUACCCUUUUCCAGCUUCCAGUCAAACAUGUUAAAAGACUUCAAGUAGCUCAAUAUCCUUCUCAGUUGCCUUCAGAGAUUUGGCAUGAAAGACAAUCCAAAUAGUGCCUUUUGGUGUUUUUCAAACCACAAUGAACAGUUUAGCCUCUUCAUGAUCCUGUGAUAGAUCACAGUCAUUUUGCAAUAAUACUAGAUUGCCUGAGGCAAAAAUUAUGGCAGGAAAUUCAGACUUAACAGCAUAAAACCCUAUCAGAAGACAACAGGCUUGGAAACCUUGGAAAGAAAAUGUAUAUUCUUAAAAGCAAUUUUGUUGAACUUGUCUGUGUGUAUAAAAUAGAACUAAGAGUCACCAAGGAGCUUUCCUAUCUCUAUCUUUCCACUACUGGGAUGAGAUAGGUGUUGUCUAAGGUGAAAAAAACCCAGACAGUGAUAGAAGGGUAAAUAAAAAAUGAGAAAAAAAUCAUUGAAGUUCAGGAAACCUUUGUUAAUGUUAAGGUGCAGUGCAUCACAGUGUGUUCUAAAGGUAAGAAGGAAACAUUACUGGGAUACAUAAAGUAGGCUGUAGAGAACCACGGGGAAGAAGAUACAUUACUGAAAGAAAACCCAAGGACUUGUACGGUGCAGUGGGAGGGAGUGGGGCAGGUAAAAGAAAAUGACAUGCAAGAAAUGUUAUGAAGGUACACAAGCCUGUAUCUGCUGGGGUUUUUCUAUUUCUAAGUGUUAAAGUACUAUAUGAUUUUAUUUUAAAUUUAUUGGCUGAUUAUGUAUGAUAUAAUUAAUCUUAACAGUGUAACAAUCUUUUUUUUUUUCCUGAGUAAUAAGCUGUGUUUAGAAAGAGGAGACAUUUUUUCCCAGUUCUGCUGUAAAGAAAGUGGUGCAAGGUAAGAGCAUUUGUUCAGAACUGCCACUCUGUGAUCAGUAAAAGGCUUUGGUUUCAGACCUGAAGGUGGGCUUGCAUUCCAAUAAAACAUGUUUCUUUCUUCAAAUAUAAAAUUUGUACUAAUAAAAAAUAUUAUUUCUUCCUACAAAUCUUUCCUUUCAUAUGUUAAGAGCAUUGUGGUUACAAUAACAUUGCUAUUAGCUCAUCUGAUCAGGCCUCAAAAAAUUCUGUAGGUUCAGCUAUGUCACCUGUGAGGUAGGAAGUUUUCUCCUGACUUCGCUAUAUUAUUUGACAGAGAUAAUGAGAAAGAGUUUUGUGUUUGUGCCAGCUGAUUCCUCCUGCUGGGUUAAUGGGACAGUGCUGAUUUAGAAAUUGCAGUGAAAUGCAUUGCUUUUUUCAGAAUUUAAAUCCUUGUGAGUACUAUUUUAAAUCUGUAAGGUGUGCAAGGUGCGUUUGGUGUUCUUGACAGUGAAAGGCAGGCAGCUGCAGCCUCUGAUAGAGAAUAUUGAUGAACACUUUAGGAGAUUAUCAAUUUAGUUCUUUCCUAAUCAAUGGAUUUUUUUGUUAGUCUCUUCUUUGGUCUUGUAUGAGUAAAAUAAACAACUUUUUCC